AUGCGCUUCACCAGCUUCGUCCUCGCCGCUCUCCCGGCCCUUGCCCUUGCCGAUGGCUCUGUCACCAGCUCGGCCCCUACCACCAUCACCACCACCUGCACCUUGACUGACAAGGUCACCAAGACCAUGACCCUCUCCAAGGUCACCGUCACCUCCAUCGCCAGCAACAGCACUUCUUCUUGGGUCCCCAUCCCUACCUCCAGCGCGCCCGCCAUCGUCAACCCUCCCACGCCUGGAAAGAACGCUGCUGGUGCUCUCGAUGCCAGCAAGGUCGCUUUCGCUGGUGUCGCCGGCAUGGUUGCCAUCGCCCUUCUCUAA
Messenger RNA from [Torrubiella] hemipterigena, 318 nucleotides. NCBI's taxonomy places the organism in Eukaryota, Fungi, Ascomycota, Sordariomycetes, Hypocreales, Clavicipitaceae. The record is from the annotation of a GenBank genome assembly.